Molecule: messenger RNA, 2904 nt
Organism: Podarcis raffonei (Aeolian wall lizard)
Lineage: Eukaryota; Metazoa; Chordata; Lepidosauria; Squamata; Lacertidae
Product: afadin- and alpha-actinin-binding protein-like
Exons: 14
Coding region: 699-2435 (578 amino acids)
Source: RefSeq, a predicted model, not a curated record
AAUGGAGGGGGAAAGUGCAUAUAUUCACCACAAGCAGGGUGGAUUUGAUUUAAAUCACUAGUCAGUAAGACUUGAUUUAAAUCACUUGUCAGUAAGACCUGAUUUAAAUCUUUUUUUUUUCUUUUUCUUUUUUACAGAAAGACUCAUUCUCGCUGGUAUAAUCUUAAUAUUUACAACCAGAUGAAGGUUUCAUUUUUGGAAUAAUAAAUUUUCAGAGCAGUUUUUAGUUAUAUCAAAAAUUGCUGACUUGGUUAUACAGUGGUACCUCGGGUUAAGUACUUAAUUUGUUCCGGAGGCCCGUUCUUAACCAGAAACUGUUCUUAACCUGAAGCACCACUUUAGCCAGUGGGGCCUCCUGCUGCCACCACGCAAUUUCUGUUCUCAUCCUGAAGCAAAGUUCUUAACCUGAGGUACUAUUUCUGGGUUAGCGCAGUCUGUAACCUGAAGUGUCUGUAACCCAAGGUACCACUGUAUUGAUAAAAAAGUGCCAUGGGUGUCAGCACAUAAUGGCUGUGCAUACUGUCACAUGCACAACAGUGACUAGCCAAUCUCUCUCCUCCUCUCUACUGUCCUGAGCUGCCAAUAUUCCGUGAUAGCUGAGUGGAACCUCCAUAUUCAGCUGCAGUAUAUCCAGGGCCGGAUUUAGGUCUGAUGAGGCCCUAAGCUACUGAAGAUUUCUAGUGAACCCCUGGUAGAAAAUGGAAGCCUCAACUGCCCCAGAUACUCCAGGGGAACAACUAUUCACAGACACACAGUUCUUCAGCUAUGCUUCUGAGAUGGGCCUCUUUUCAGCUGAUGGGUGCAACCCAGCCUGUUACCCUGACUCUGGGGAGUUUCUGGGAGGCCUUGGUGGCCUGGGCGAUGUCGUCUGUUGGAGUGACAAUGUCGAUCAUUGUAUCUCCUACCUUAACAAGGAACUGGUGAUGCUGGGGCUCCCUGCGCUAUAUAAGGAUGAUGGUUCUGGAGAUGGUGCUGAGCACGGCUUUGACCUCCUGGCAUUAGUUAACAGUACUUGCAGACUGCUGAAUCUCUACCAAGGUGUCUCUGCCAAGCUGGGUGACCUGGAGGCAGAGGAAAGGCGACGGGCUGGAGAACUGGACUACCUGAGGUCACGACAUGGUAAACUCAAGGACCAGGUGGAAGCUUGUGAACAGGAAAUUGCAGCUGUGCAGAGCAAGGAGCAGCAACUUCAAAGCAAGAACAAGCAACUGAAUAGCAUGCUGAAAGGAGAAAAGGAUGAAAUCGCCAAGCUCCUGAAUGCGCUGGCCAACCAGAAGAGCCAGCACAGCCACGAAAUGAAAAGAAAGGAGCAAGAGCUACUCCGACUCAGGGAGAAGAUGAGCCAGCUGGUGACUGACAAGAAAGACAAGAGAGGAACAAUUGAAGUCCUCAACACCUUGCCCCGGGUUGAUGGUAGGAGAGCAACGUGGAAAACCGGGAAAACGCUUGGCAGGAAGGAGGAAGAGCUCUACCGCACCCAGCUAGCCAAGCAGGAACGGCGGGAGCAGGGCCUGGCUUUGGAGAAUGCCCAGCUGAAGCAGCUGCUGGGCCAAGUGGGCCAAGAUGUGGAGCAGCUGUUGGGGACUGACACCGCCCGGGAUGCAGAGCUAAGCUGCCCAUACAAGGCCUUCCAGGAGCAGUGGAGCAGGCUGAAGAGCAGCCUCAAGACCCUUGGGGGUCAAGCUGUCUAUGCUGCUGAUUCCUGCGUAUCUGAGGGAGGUGGGCAAGACCCGGUAAUCAGCGUGACGGAUCACGAGAAGGAAAUCAUGAAGCUAAAGGGAGAAAUUGAGGAGAGCAGGGUGCUGAUUGCAUUGCAGCAACAAUGUUUCCAGGAGCAAUUGACCGCUGCCUCCAGUUCAGAGCUCCCAGCUCACCUGAAGGGAUCUUAUUUUCUGGAGGAACAGCAGUUGCUGCAAGAAGAACAGAAUAGAUUUGAGGAGCAGAAACAAGCAUUUGAAGUAGAGCGGAAAAACUUCACGGAAGCGGCCAUUCGGCUGGGGUGGGAGAGGAAGCAGUUUGAGCAACGCAAGGCCCUAUUCUUGCAACAAGGAUUCUUGUCUUCGUGGCCAGGAUUUGAUGUGAGAGAUCCUUCCCGAAGGCUCUCUGCCCCAGUGGCUGCCAGGGGGGUGCAAGACGAGCAUUUGCUCAAACAAAGGACCUGGAACAAACCCAUCUGUACUCCUUAUCCAAAGGUCAUGAUCACUCCUUGCUGCAGCCCAGUGCAGGUCUUAAGAAGAAAACACCUUGCUUCAAACCCAACCAGCCCCACCAUGUGCAGGCAACAGCUGGUCCUCCCAGAUGACUGGCCAGCUUCUCCUCCACAGCUCUGGCAAAGUAGGAGGAGCUGCCAAAACACAGCUUGCCAAACUGAGAUGUCUGUGAAAGAUGAGCUUCAGGGUGACCUUUUAGAACACUUCCUGGACAGCUUUCUCUAGGGAUGCUCUUAACCUUGCUACCUGAGUGGGUUUUUGGUUUUUUUUAAAAAAGUUCCAUUUCAAUAUAUUUUGCUGUCUUAGUUAUAAGAAGCCGAAAUGUUAAUGCAUGACUCCUUAACCUCAGUAGAACUUACAAGAGAUGGCUUUCCCUCAUUUGAAAUUCUAUUCAUUGCUUCUGCUUAGGAAAAGCUGCUAAUGGGAAUAAAAUAUGCAAUUGAACUGUUUUGUAUGCAAGUAUAGAAGUGAUAUAAUCAUUACUGGUAACUGAUGCUGGUAACUGGACAUUUGAAUUUUAUAUGUUAAUACAUCUGCUCUUAGGGGUGUAAUGUUAAUGUCCAUUUUCCCCCAUCUGUAUCCCAGAACGUUCCAGUGGGGAAGGUUUUUAAGAAUUUACAAGUUAAGCACCCUGUUAUACCUCAUCUCUUUUAAAAGUUUUCUCCUGUUUUUGUGGCCAUAGAAUUGGGGGUUU